This is a messenger RNA of Spea bombifrons (plains spadefoot toad), 6884 nucleotides long. It is a transcript of the gene HEATR5A, whose product is annotated as HEAT repeat containing 5A. Gene Ontology annotation, biological process: retrograde transport, endosome to Golgi; endocytosis; intracellular protein localization. The transcript has 35 exons. Gene Ontology annotation, cellular component: endocytic vesicle; Golgi apparatus; membrane. Lineage: Eukaryota; Metazoa; Chordata; Amphibia; Anura; Pelobatidae. Bases 92 to 6256 code for a protein of 2054 amino acids. The record is from RefSeq and is a predicted model, not a curated record.
CUGCAUUGCUUGGCAGCGAUGACAGAUCCCUUCUGCCUCAGAUCGCCAUCCAUUACAUCGGCGCUCUGCAGUGAUUGAAGUCGAAAACCGAAUGCUGAUCUCUGCAGGUUUCCUAGAGGAUUGUCGAUGUAUAACACGGGCGGCCCCGGCAGACCUGACAAUAGAGUACAGAUGUGACAAAAAAAAGGAAAGCCGUGCCGGAAUGGAAGGAGCGGAGGGACUGCUCCUGACGGACAUAGCGGGACUGGAAGAGCCUGAGCGGGGGAUUCGUAUAUUAGAAUGGCUCCGGUACCUCAAGGCAGUCCUGCCCAUUACACCCCGGGCCGAAAUAAAGGAGAAUCAGAAGCAAUUGGUUGAACAAUUAACUUUAGUAAUGAUGGGAUCCCCUGGUCCUCCCGCUCGUCGGUUGCUGGCUCAUAAUCUAGGCAUGGUUUACAGCUCCGGAGAUACCUUCUCUGUGUACGAGACGAUCGAUCGGUGCAAUGAGCUGAUCCGCAACAAGGAAGACUCUCCUAGUUACCUACCAAGCAAACUUGCUGCAGUUGCUUGUCUUGGAUCGUUGUACCAGAAACUGGGUCGUCUUUUGGGAAGUACCUUCAAUGAAACUGUGUCCAACCUGUUGAAAGUACUACGUAAUGCAGAGUCUCAGGGUCGCCUUGAGAUCAUGCUAAGUCUGGAACGUAUUGUAACAGGCUUGGGACCCUCAGUCGCCCCUUGUCACCGGGACAUCUACAAGGCAGCUCGAUCUUGCCUCACUGACCGCUCAAUGUCCGUGCGCUGCGCUACUGCUAAGUGCCUCUUAGCUUUACAGAAUGAAGCAUCCUUCAUGUGGGGCUCAGACUUAGAGAGUCUCAUUUCCCUUUGCUUCAAGGCUUUUGAAGGCAGCAGUUACGAUGUACGUCUAGUAGUCUCCAGACUGAUGGGGAUGGUAUUGUCCAAAGCUGUUCAAGGCCCAACUUCCCCAAAGCAAGCCGGACGAAAACUUUCAAUUCAAGAUGCAUUUGGACUGCUGUCCACGGGGUUCCUGCGUGGAAACUCUGGCUUUCUGCGAGGUGGCGGAGACAUGCUGGGGGGAGCAAGCUGUACAACUCGCUACAUCCAACUGGGGACAGCGCAGGCCUACAUUGUGUUUUUGGCCACGCUUGGCGGACAGUGGCUUGCCAGGAACGUCUCUGCUCUUCUAUCGCAUAUCUUAGAGCUUAUUUCCCAUCCAAAAACGACUCAGAACUCAUCUGAAGCUGUUUGUGCCAGGCGCUGCAUCUCAUAUGUUCUCCGCACCACGCUAGGGGAGCUCCUGGGAGAGAAGGCACAAUUAGCAGCUGCUCGUGAAAUAUGUGAAGUUAUCCAAAAGGUCAUGAUGACUGUAGAUGCUGUGCUAAGCGAGCGUAACAUGGAGACGCGAAUCAGUACCACUGACUUUUCUACAAGCCAGCAUGUUUUGGCGUGUGCGCUGCAAGAGUUGGGAGAUCUUGUUUUAGCACUGGGCACGACAGUAGCACCGUUGCUGCGUGAUUCCAGCACAGGUGUUCUGGACACUCUGAUUUCAGUGACGCGUCAUCCAAAUCUCAGCGCUCGCUUGGCUGCAGCCUGGUGCCUUCGCUGUAUUGUGGUGUCAGUGCCUUCGCUAGCUGCCCCUCUCCUGGAUCGUUGCACUGAACGCCUGGCUUCACUGAAAUCAUCCCCAGAGGCAGUCAGCGGUUAUAGUUUGGCGGCAGCCGCUCUGCUUGGGGGCAUUAGACUUUGUCCCCUUGGUGUGCCACUGGGUAAAGGCAAGGUGAUCAUGAGCCUGGCAGAGGACUUGCUGUGUUCUGCCUCACAAAACAGCCACCUUUCCAUCCACAGGACACAGGCUGGGUGGCUCCUCGUAGCGUCUCUCAUGACUUUAGGUCCGUCUGCGAUUCAUCCCCACCUGGGUCGGCUGCUGCUUCUCUGGCGCGGUGUCUUUCCUCUGACCCCCAAGGAUCUGGACACAGAGCGCAGACGGGGGGACGCCUUCACUUGGCAGGUUACUCUAGAAGGACGAUCCGGGGCGCUGAGUGCGAUACAGAGCUUUGUAACCCACUGUGAUGAGCUCCUGACAGAUGAGGUUCUGCACAGACUGCUGCCUCCUCUCACUUGCGCGAUCACGUUGCUCACACUGCUCCCGUCGUUGCAGAAGAUGUAUGGCAGCUCCCUGAAGGCAUACUCUGUGCUGUACAGACAGAGACUUUACCAGCUGCUUGUUUUACUGCCUCCCAAGACUUAUGAAGGACAUUUCUGUGCUGUUGUGAAGGAGUUAAUUGCGGAUCUCGCAUCCCCUGAAUACAACCCAGGCGGAGCGGCGUUCCUGCUGCCUUCACUUUGUCACCCCAGUGACCUUAUUCUGCUGGGACUGUCGCUGCAGAAGAAUGAUGUCAGAGGUAGAGAAGAACAGCUCCUGCUCAGCAGUGGGAUUCCAGGUGGUAGUUUGGAGUAUGACCUCCAUGCCAUCUACCAAAUGCCACACGAAGGGGAGUCUGUACCAACUCCUCUACCACCUGCUUUCACGGUUAUCCAGGCUGGAGCUUCUCUCUUUGGUGUCCUGUUAUCACAAAUGCCGGAGUCACAAAGGCCUCAGAUAUUGGAACAAUUGUUGGAUUCCAUCAAACAAACAAAAGGUUCCCGUCAGCAGAGCAUUCAAUUGGCUGCAAUGUCUGCACUUGGUUGUUUCCUUAAGCACCUGGCAUCCAAUAAAAGUAAUUUGGCGUCUGAGGAAGCCCGAGGACCAUGUCUUAGCUUGAUAACAGGAGCAUUGGAGAGCAGCAAUCCAUGGCUACGAUGUGCAGCCGUUGAAUCCAUGGCCAGACUAGCACAAGUAGUAGGCGAUCCUGGAUAUACAGCAAGCUUAGCACAAACUAGUUUUGACAAACUGAAGUCCGCUAGAGAUGUGGUGGCCCGGACAGGUCACUCUCUGGCUCUGGGAUCAUUGCACAGAUAUUCAGGAGGUCUCGGUUCCUCUUUGCACUUGGCUUCCUGUGUUGGGAUCUUGCACUCACUCUCUCAAGACACCGGUUCCCCGGAGGUUCAGACCUGGGCCCUGCACUCCCUCUCCAUCAUUAUUGACUCAUCUGGACCACUCUAUCACGUUCAUGUUGAAGCUUCACUCUCGCUUCUCCUCAAUGCUCUGCUGUCUACGCCUCUGUCUCACUCUGACGUGCAUCGUGGCCUAGGUCGCUGUCUGAGCGCUCUCCUAACCACUCUUGGUCCAGAGCUCCAAGGAACUGGUGACCUGGUCUCUUCUCAAAGAAAUACUUCCCUUCUGGCCUGUUUUAUAAUGCAGGAGAACCCGGACUGCCUGGUCCAGGCACAGAGCAUCUCCUGCCUCCAGCAGCUACAUAUGUUCUCUCCAAAGCACGUCAACCUAUCCAGCCUGGUGCCGACACUAUGUGUGCACCUGUGCAGUCCUCAUCUACUUCUGCGCCGCGCAGUCUUAUCGUGCCUGCGCCAGCUGGCUCAACGGGAAGCAGCAGAGGUGUCUCAACAUGCAAUGAAUGUGGCUAAAGAUGGAUACGAAGACUUCAAAAUGGAUGUGAAUAUGAGAGAGCUCGGCCUGGAAGGAGUCUUACUGAGCCUGCUGGACAGAGAGACAGACGGGCAGCUCCUGCGGGACGUGAAAGAAACCGUAUUGCAUAUGCAGAACAGCACAGGCCUGACUCGUCUCUCCUUCUGGCUCCGACUGCAAAAAGACAUUCUCUCGGCCUCUGCAGACUUUGCAGCUGUGGCCUCGGUAGAAACCACUCAAGAAGAAGAGGGUGAACGAGCCUCCUCGGAUUCCGUUCUUACAACACAGAAGGAUGAAGUCCUGACACCAUCCAUUACGCCUCGGUGGCGCACACGCGUGUUCUCCAUGGAGUGUGUUUGUAUGCUGGUGGCUCAGUGCGAAACCUUGGGUGGAGCUCACUUCAACAUGGCAGAGGCUCAAGAAAUGAAAAAUAAAGAACCAAACAGGGACUUCCUGGUGUUGCAUCUGCAGGAUCUGAUUCGCAUGUCCUUCAUGGCUGCCACAGAUCAUAGUGAGCAACUACGUCUAGUGGGUCUUCAAGCACUGCUGCUGGUUAUACGGUGUUUCUCUGCUGUACCGGAGCCAGAAUUUCCUGGACAGUUUAUCCUAGAGCAGUACCAAGCCAAUGUGGUGGCAGCCAUCAGACCAGCCUUCGGUGCGGACACCCCACCUGAUGUCACUGCCAAGGCCUGCCAGGUGUGUAGUGCCUGGUUGUCCAGUGGGGUGGUGAAGGACCCUACAGACCUACAUAAGGUUCAGCAGCUGCUACUGUCUUCCCUUAGCCGGGUGCAGGCAACAAAAGAAACUCCAAGUGUCUAUAGUGAAAGUACCACUGCCAUGGAGGCCCUUGCGGUGCUGAAAGCAUGGGCAGAGAUCUACAUUGCAGCCGCGGAGAGAAAGGUUUCAGGAGGGGCAGUAGAGGAGUCUCCGACGGACAUGCUGCUGCCUCUGGUACAGGCUGAUAUUUCCGCUCUCAGCAGAUUGUGGUUGGCAGCUUUGCAAGAUCACGCUUUGCUCACUCUGCCAGCCGAGUUCUCCCAUCAGCUUCCAGCGCAGGGUGGAAGUUUCUAUACAGCGGAGACCAGUAACGGUGCCAGGCCUCACUACCUCAAAUCCUGGGCUCCUAUUCUCUAUGCGACAUCUUUGUGGCUCAGUAGCUACGGCUUCCUCCUUCCAGACCAAGAUGAUGGAAGCUGCUACCUGUCCCGUCCUGUCACGCCAACCUCUAUGGGACAGGAGAGCAGUACAAGAAGUCCAGCCAAGUCCCCAGAAGAUCUGAACGCUGAAAGAUUCCACCUGCUUCUUGGAAUCUGUGUGGAUUUUCUAUGUUGCCCGCCUGCGGAUGCCCCCAUGGAUCGAAUCACCGCCUGUCUGCGGGCUCUGAAGGCGCUCCUGGGAGUAGCCUGGCCCAAGACCCAAAUUGGAGCAAAUCAGGAGCUAUCCAUUGAACUGGUCUCUGUUCUACAUCGCUUGAUAUUGACACGAGAGUCCCCAGAGGUUCAACACCUGGCUUUGGAGGUCGUGAGGCAGAUCCUAAGUGCAACACAGGAACAUGUUCGGGAGCGGAGGAGGAGUGCAGAGGUGGAUGAUGGAGCUGAAGAGAAGGAAACCCUGCCAGUUUUCGGAGAAGGGCGUGAUACUGGGGGUCUUGUCCCUGGACAGUCCCUGGUCCUUGCUGCGUUGGAGUUGUGCCUUUGCAUUCUGGUCAGACAGUUGCCCCAGCUCAGUCCUCGCCUCUCCGGGGGAUCAGCAGGGAAAGUCAAGUCAACGGGAAGUCUGACGCGUGAUGAAAGCCUCCUAGUGUCCUCAUCUUUGGGCAUUCUAGCAGAGCUACCCUCCCUGUGCUCUCCAGAAGGCAGUGUUUCUGUUCUUCCAACCCUGUUAUACCUUGUUCUGGGAGUGCUAAAGAAUUCGGGUGAGAAUCCUCCUGACGGACGACUGCCACUGACGGUGACUUCUGCUUUACAAGCACUGAAAGUAAUUGUGUCGUCCCCAAUGUCGAGAGCAGAGAAGACGAGAGCUUCAUGGAACAGCCUUCUCCGCAGUGCUGCCACCUCCUUGAUCGAGGCGUUUGAUUCAGGAAAGGAGAUGGCUGUGAACUCGACUGCCCUACUCACUGCUCUUACAAUAUUCCUGCUGUCAGCAAAUCCAGAGGUGCUCUCUGACGCGGACCUACAGAGCGCAUGCCUGCAGAGGUUCCAUGACAGCAUUGACAGUAAGGAUCCCAAUGAGCAGUUAAAGUGCUACCGGCUGCUUCUGUCCAUGUUCCAGAAUCCCACUUCUGGUGCUGUCGCUCCGUACGUGCGGAGCUUGGCUCCACGAGUCGUGCGUCACCUGAGCUACACAGAGGGCCGAAAGCCAGAACACCUCUCUGAACUAAUUGUCCUGCAAGAAGGCGUACAUCUACUGCAGACGCUAAUAAAUGCCAGUGAGGAGCAGAACCGUCGUCCUAUGGUGUCCGUGCUUCUGCACCUCCUUAUCUCCUUUCUCCUGGAUGAGAACGCUCUCUCCUCUGCACCCCCAUGUUCUCGGGCCCUUCAUGACUUUGGCUUGCAAAGUCUGACACGGUUUGGCACUCUCUAUUCGGAACAGUUUCAACAGUUGAUGGUUACUUUUCCUGCUCUACGCUCCCGUCUAGAGGCUGCUCUUCGAGGGAACCAGGAGAGCCCCAAACCCAAGGUGGCUGCACCCAACACCAAGCCGGGCAGCAUCCAGCUGAAGACAAACUUCUUGUGAAACCACCGUGCUUCCAACUAUGUCUCCUUGAAGAUGUCACUCGGUUGACCUUUGCAGCCUUAACAUCAGGUCACAGCUCUUUUAUCUCAACCCUUUUCUUUUAGAAGCGACGGGCAACCGAAACAUGAAAUGCAGGUCGCUUCGGUAAAGGGUUUAAUUCAUUGCCGAUGUACACUGUGCUAACUUGGUACUUUUAUGCUCAGCGGUAAUUUAUCACAGAUGCCUUAUAGAGUCAGCUUUGAAAUGUUACCUUAACCAAACCGUUACUACUCUGUGUCACUAAGUGUUGUAGCAAAGGGACAAUUACAUUUAAGAGGCUUUUAGGGAUCAUGGAUGCUAAAUGUUGGCAAUCAUUAACCCUCCGAAUGCCUUUGUUACUUAUAGCUACAUUAUUCACUCCCUCCGGCACCAAUGGCAAAAGUUUGUAAAGCAAGUAAGAUAUAUAUUCCCUUACAAUAUAUAUAGCACUGCAGUGCUUCUGCUAUGGAGCAGCGUGGUAGAAAGGGAGAUAUAUGCCGUGCAGCGACACAUAGGAAAGGAUUGCUUGGCUUUGAAAUCAUUUACUAAUGUCUUUUCUAAAUGUCAGUCUACAUGACUUGACUCUACUCCUUGGUGUGGAGCUGUCAAA